AUGAUAGAUCCAAAUUCGGAAGAUGAAAAAUACUAUUUUGUGAGAAGGGAGAGAAAAUCAGAAUCAAUUAAUGGGAAGAAUUCGAAGCGAAGUCUUAAAGUUACAGGGAACGCUAAGGGUGGAUGGUGGAAGGCCACCGUCGGCGAUCAAAUGAUAUUCAACCAAAAACGUCACGUUAUUGGAUAUAAAAAGACAUUAAAGUUUUGUAUGUAUAAAAGUGACAAGCGCAAUCGUAAUGAAUGUAUCAAGACUGAUUGGAUCAUGCACGAAUACAGAUUGCCACGCCCAACUUUUCAGGAAUGGGUUAUUUGUGGAAUCAAGAAUAAUGGCUUGAAGAAAAUGGAGGAUAUACAAAAUGUCUCUCAAGAUUCAACAGCAACACAACAUGGUCACUAUAAUAUUCCUAAAAAAGUAUUAGCGUCUCAUCAACAAAUAUCGCAAUUGGAGCAACACAAUCUUGACAAAGAACUAAUAGUAUCGCAACCCAUAUCACAAUUUGAUCCAAAUGAUGAUUUCGAAGAUUUUGUUGGCUGCUUGGAGAAUGACUUACAGCAUCAAGAAGUAUAUAGUGAAGAGAACAAUAAUGCUCUUACAACGAGCAUUUUUCAAGAUCAGACACAUUAUAAUGAUAGUGUAGCAAGCAUGAAUAUGGUGUGGUAUAACCAAGAUCUUCAAGUUCAAGAAUUGAUAGCAACGCAACAAAUAUCACAACAUGAUCAGUACAAUAUCCCUCAAGAGCUGGUGGCGUCGCAACAAAUUUCUCAACUGGAUCAACACAAUCUUAACAAAGAAUUGGUGGGAUCGCAACCAAUAUCACAACUUGAUCCGAGUGAUGAUUUCGAAGAUUUUGUUAGUCACUUGGAGAACGAGUUACAGUGUCACGGAGAAUAUAACGAAGGGAACAACAAUGCUGUUACAAUGAUCACUUUUGAAGACUAG
Molecule: messenger RNA, 939 nt
Organism: Diospyros lotus (date-plum)
Lineage: Eukaryota; Viridiplantae; Streptophyta; Magnoliopsida; Ericales; Ebenaceae
Product: NAC domain-containing protein 83-like
Exons: 2
Coding region: 1-939 (312 amino acids)
Biological process (GO): regulation of DNA-templated transcription
Molecular function (GO): DNA binding
Source: RefSeq, a predicted model, not a curated record